AGAGGCCAGGGCGCGGAUAGCGGAAGUGGACCGGCAGCCGGAAGUAGCUGGAAUCCCAGUCGGAUUGAGCGACUGACAGGAUCCUGAGUUUCGAAGGGAAGGAGGCAGCCAUGGAAUUGGGCGAGCUGCUGUACAACAAGUCCGAAUACAUUGAGACGGCGUCUGGGAACAAAGUUAGCCGCCAGUCUGUUUUGUGCGGAAGCCAGAACAUCGUUCUCAACGGCAAGACCAUUGUAAUGAAUGACUGUAUCAUCCGAGGGGAUCUGGCAAACGUGAGAGUUGGACGGCACUGUGUUGUAAAAAGCCGUAGUGUCAUCAGGCCACCGUUCAAGAAAUUCAGUAAAGGUGUUGCAUUCUUUCCUCUCCAUAUUGGGGACCAUGUCUUUAUUGAGGAAGACUGUGUGGUCAACGCUGCUCAGAUCGGUUCCUAUGUUCAUGUUGGGAAGAACUGUGUGAUUGGUCGCCGGUGUGUCUUGAAAGACUGCUGCAAAAUUCUUGACAAUACAGUAUUACCUCCAGAAACUGUGGUCCCACCAUUUACCGUCUUCUCAGGCUGUCCAGGACUCUUCUCAGGGGAGCUCCCAGAGUGCACACAGGAGCUGAUGAUUGACGUCACCAAGAGCUACUACCAGAAGUUUCUACCCCUAACACAAGUCUAAUAUCUCUGCUUUAUAUCUUGAAUUCUUUUGACUUCUACGAUGAACUUGGAGAUAAAGCGAGCAGACAGUAACUACAAGAGCUACCAUGUUUUUGACAACAUCUACUCUCCUUGAUUUUUGGUUCCUUUUUUUUUUAAUUAUUUAAAAUUUUCAGUUCUCCAAGGCUCUGAGCAUUUAAGAAUUUAAUAAGAAGACUGGAGAGGUGGCCCUGUGGUUAAGAGUACUGGCUGCUCUUCCAGAGGACCCAGGUUCAGUUCCCAGCACCCACUUGGCACCUUACAACCAUCUAUAAUUCCAGUUUCAGGUGAUCUGAUGGGUUUCUGGCCUUCCUGGGCGCCAGAUAUAUAUGUGGUACAGACAUAUAUGCAGCCAAAACAUCCCUUAACAUCAAAUAAUGAACUCUUUAAAAAUAAUUUUAAUAAGAGAACGUCUGGAGUUGUCUCUGCAUGCUGUGCUUACACCUGCUAUGUCACCAGUCAUUGUACCAUUGUCUGAGAAGGGCAGAAAGGUCUGUUCCCAACACUCCAGCCCUAUGGGCCUGCAGAGCAAUAGCACCCUCCCAGCCUAGGGUCACAUGACCAAGGUGCUGCUCACAACCAUGUUCUACCCCUACUCCACACCACCACACAGAUUACAUUCAUCUAUCCUGCUGCUAACAUGGGACUGGCAGCCACAAUUUCUUGUACCCUGGGGAAAGUGUUUGUGGCUGUUAAAACGUGGGGGACAGAGACGGGCUGUAGUGACACAUACCUGCCACCCUAGCACCUGUGGAGCAGAGGCAGGAGGACUGACAGCUGCAUGGUGAGCUCACACUUGCCUGGUUUUCUACUUGAGACCCUGCUUCAAAACAACAAAAACAGAUCAGGAAAAGAAAACAUAAAGAGCAGGUGGUAGCUGUUCUUUAUUUCAGAGAGACCUUAGCUGUCCUAAAGUAGUUAAUAAAGAUAUAAAACAUCCUG
Messenger RNA from Microtus oregoni (creeping vole), 1618 nucleotides. It is a transcript of the gene Dctn5, whose product is annotated as dynactin subunit 5. The transcript has 6 exons. The coding region runs from base 111 to 659 and encodes 182 amino acids. The record is from RefSeq and is a predicted model, not a curated record. NCBI's taxonomy places the organism in Eukaryota, Metazoa, Chordata, Mammalia, Rodentia, Cricetidae.